Messenger RNA from Trematosphaeria pertusa, 2584 nucleotides. RefSeq names its product YL1-domain-containing protein. The transcript has a single exon. Gene Ontology annotation, molecular function: ATP-dependent H2AZ histone chaperone activity. The record is from RefSeq and is a predicted model, not a curated record. Lineage: Eukaryota; Fungi; Ascomycota; Dothideomycetes; Pleosporales; Trematosphaeriaceae. Bases 354 to 2507 code for a protein of 717 amino acids. Gene Ontology annotation, biological process: regulation of DNA-templated transcription; chromatin remodeling. Gene Ontology annotation, cellular component: nucleus.
CAGCAGUCUCUCGCCCUCGCACUCUCCAGCGGCCUCGCCCUCCAGCUCCACCACGUAAAGGCGCCGGCCCGUCAGCAGAGCACCCGGAGCACCUCCAUAGCCCUGCCGUCCCGCCGCGCGCUCUUUGCACAGCAUAAACGCGCCUGCGCUCGCUGCAACCGACUGCGCAUAACCCACGGCUCCAGGGAAUGCUUCUGGAAAUCCUACCGCACCCCUUGACGCUGUCUGCUCGGCCCAACCCAGGCACACGAAGCUCGCUUUGCCUCAGAUAAUCCUCGCCGCUUGCACCUUCCCCCCACCUCGACAAGACCUGCCCUCGGGACGCUGUCCCUCUGCCGCCCUCCACUCCCGCCAUGUCGCCAGACCCCGCAGAGCGGACAGACGUCCAGGACGGCGCGCCGCCUGAUCGCGAUGAGCGUCUGUCGCCGUCGCCGUCAGCGGCCGAGAGCGAGGCUGAGGCGCCGGCCGACCUGAUGGUUGUUUCGCGCGCGAGGAGAUCAAACGCAGGCAACCGCAUGUCCACCCUGAUUGCCAAGAGCGCCGAAGAGGACGAGUGGGGAGAGGAAUGGGAGGAAGCUCCAAACGAGGAGGAGUUUGUUGGUGACGACGCCAACGACCAGGAUGACUAUAACCUGGACUCGUCCUCUUCCGAAGAGGACGACGAGGGUGCUGAUGACGACGCUGGAGAGAAAGAGUUACGUAGGGCAGAGCGUCAAGAGCGUAUCAAGAAACGCAAGCCGGCUACGAAUCCAUUCGCUGCUCGCCUCGCCGCCGCCGCCGCACGCAAGAGGGUCAAGCUUGAUGUACCUACCACCGAGUCGCCCGCGCCCGCCGCACCUCGGCCAAAGAAGAAGUCGGAGAGAGCAUCUUGGAUACCCACCGACGAGGACGGUCCCACGCGGACGUCCUCUCGCCGGCAGACGGUCGCAAACAAGGAGUCCACGCUGGCUAAGCUGAAGGAGAAGGAUAGAAGGCGAGAUGAUACCCUGGCGAUGAUGAAGGCGGCAGAGGCGCGGAAGGCCAAAGACGAGCGAAAGCCGUUGACUCAAGCAGAGCGGCUGGCUGAGGCAACCAGGACAGAGAAGGUCAACAGUAAAAGCUUGCACCGUUGGGAGGAGCUUGAGGAGCAGAGAGCCGCCGAAAGGCAGGCAAAGCUCGAUGCCAUGAAGAACCGCCAGAUUGAGGGUCCAUUCAUUCGCUUCUACAGCGGGCCCGCGAUUUGGGUUGAUGACAAGCUCAAAUUCACAGGCAAGGAUGUCCCGAAGCUCGAGGAACUAGAGGAGAAGCUUAACAAGGACAUUCCUGCGUCAGCAUCACAACCGGCUCAGCCUGAAGCUACUGGGCGGACAGCGUCGGAUCAUACGCAGCCUUCCAGUCUCAAUGAUCCAUCCCACGUCUCUCACCGUCUGUCGCUGACGUCGGUUCCGGAGUCACAGCCAUCGUCAAUGCAGAACUCAUUACCACCGCCACCGCAGACAUCGCAGGCGCCGGUGCGAGACAUUUCUGCGGGCUCACAUGGGAUGCCGUAUCCGAGCACCAUUAUGUUUGCCCCUCCCGAAAAUACCGACUCGUUCCUCUUCGGAAUUGAGCAAUACGCUCAACCGAAUCAGCACAACACUCACUCUCUUGCUCUCUCUCAGACAGAGAACCACGAAACAUCGCCACAAUAUGCCCACACGCAGAUGUCGGCACCGGAACUCCCCCAGAAUCCCUUCCUUGAACCACACUCCUCUCUAAACGACCCUCUUCUCUCCCAGCAUGAGCCAGGAGCACAAUCCCUCCUCUCCCAAUUCCAAAGGCCUCCCGCUCCGCCCGCACCACGACGUCGAAGGCUCAUCCAACGCGCCCUCCGCAACCUCCUCAUCCUCUCGUCCUUCCCCAAUCUCGAUUCCGCUGCACCAACGCGGGCCCGAACAACCGCCUCCAUCCUCAAAGAAAAGGACCGCUCAGCCCUCAUCCAGCUCUCCACCACCCUCUUCGGCUGGUCUCACGCCGACGCGGCCGCCUUCGUGACAGCCAUGCUCAACGCCCCAAAGACGAAGAAGGAGAAAGAGGCGCUGCAGCGACCGAAGAAGGAGCUGUGCGCAAUUACGAACAACAUUGCAAGGUACAGGGACCCGGAGACAGGGAUCGCGUAUCGGGACGCGAGGGCUUUUGGCGUGCUGAGGGGCGUGGUGGGUGGUGGAUUUGUCUGGAGUGGCGAGUUGGGGUGCUAUGUCGGUGGACGGGCGAAGCCGAUGUUGAGUGCGGAUAGUGCGAAGUCGAAGGGGUUUUUAGGCAUGGCUCCGGCAGCUGGUGUGCCAAAGAGGUUUCUAGAGAUGAAGCGGGAAAUGAUGCAGGCCCCGACGCAAGCCGCCAAGGAGAAUCCGGCUGCAGUUGCAGGUGAGAAGGCGGAUGUACCUCCCACUACCGGCGAUGCUGGAGCACAACAGCCACCGCAGAGUACGAGUGAUGCGAUGAAGGUCGAAGAGCCUGUGGCCCCGCUAGGCACCAUAGGCCGGUCCUGAUGAACUGGCAAGCAGACCUCGGGAUACUCUAGAGCAGAUUGCAUCUAUGUAAUCAUAAACGAAAUAAAAACUUGAUA